AUGGAGGGUUGUUGUCGUUGUUGCAUGCCAUGUUGUAGUCGGCUGUGGAACUGGAUAUGGCCCGAAUUCCAUUACCCAAAUAUCACCCGACCAGCCGAAAUCCCCACUAUUUCAGGUGAUAUCCGUGCUCCUUCCCCCAAGAAGAAACCGACUCAGCUCUAUGCGGCUCUGUUCGAUUUCGAAGCCCGGAGCGAGGAGGAGCUGACUAUCAAGGAAGGGGACAAGCUGUCGGUAAUAGAAAAGAGGGGGGAUUAUGUGCUUGCCAAGAAACUUACCGGUUCGAUGGAGUCCGGACUGGUCCCGGCUACUUAUGUGGCCAUUUUACAGGACGAGUUUGCUAAUCACAAGUGGUACUAUGGGAACAUUAACCGGGUGAAGGCUGAGAAACUGCUCCUGGCCUCUCAGAAUAAGGAUGGCUCGUUCCUGGUGCGCAUCAGCGAGAGCCACAGCGAUGAAUACACCAUCUCAGGCAGAAACAGUGGGAAAGUCUUCCAUUUCCGAAUCCAGCGUUCAUUGAUUGGGGCAUACUUUGUGUCGGACAAGAUUUCCUUUGCCACUCUGGAGGAGUUGAUCCGAUACUACCAGAACAACUCCAGGAGUCUAGGAGUGCCUCUGGAUGAGCCAUGUGCACAGCAGAGAGAGCUGUUUGACAUGGAGCCUUGGGAGUGUCCUCGGGAGGAGUUUAAACUGCACGUGAAGCUGGGGGAGGGACACUUUGGAGAGGUGUGGGAGGCCCUGUGGACCAGCCAGAAAAAAAGGGUGGCCAUCAAGAUGCUUAAACAAGAGGACACUAAGCUGGAUGAGUUCGUGAAGGAGAUCCAGGCCCUGAAGAACCUCCACCACCCCAAGCUCAUCCAGCUGUUGGCCCUGUGUUCCAGAGGAGAGCCUGUCUACAUAGUCACUGAGCUCAUGACCAAGGGCAGCCUCAAGUCCUAUCUGGGCACGCCGGAGGGUCAGGUGCUAACCUCUGCCCACCUCAUCUACAUGGGCAGCCAGGUUGGUGAGGGCAUGGCCUACCUGGAGGACCGACACAUUGUGCACCGGGACCUGGCGGCCAGGAACAUCCUGGUGGGAGAUGACCUGGUCUGUAAGGUGGCUGACUUUGGCCUGGCACGGAUCAUUAAGGACAGUGUGUACACGGCCAGUAGAACCACUAAGAUCCCAGUGAGAUGGACAGCCCCUGAGGCUGCUCUCUAUCAGCGCUUCUCCGUCAAGUCUGACGUCUGGUCCUUCGGUGUACUGCUCUACGAGAUGAUGUCACGAGGAAAGAUGCCAUACGACGGGAAGAGCAAUACGGAGGUGCUGGAGCUCCUGUCGACAGGCUACAGGUUGCCCUCUCCCAGUAGGUGUCCCCCCAACAUCUAUCGCAUCAUGUUGGAUUGCUGGAAUGCCGAGGCCUCCAAGCGGCCCUCCUUCCACGCCCUGCACAGCCAGCUAGACACCAUCUACACCCGCAUCUACUUCAAGACCAUUGAGGUCUAGAGCUGAAGGAGGAGGCCAAUGUGUGACUGCACUGACAUAGACACUACAAAGCAGAGGGGACUGCAAGACAUUGUCUGAAAUGGUGAUCCUUUUUUUAACAGGCUGUAGUCUAUUUUGCCGGUUCUCUUGGUGGUUUUUAAAUCAAGGUUAUGUGCAAUAUAAAGCUCUUCCUGGAGGAGGGCAGGAGAAGUGGGGCCACUGUUAAAGCACACGGAUGCCCUAUGCUACAGUAUGCCCCACUGCACACAGGCCAAAUGACCAGUCCUACAGAGAGUGCCUAUACACUGACUAUACAAAACAUUAGGAACUCCAGCUCUUUCCAUGACAUAGACUGACCAGGUGAAAGCUAUGAUCCCUGAUAUCACCUGUUUAAAGCUACUUCAAUCAGUGUAGAUAAAGGGGAGGACACAGUUUUAAGAAUGAUUUUUAAGCCUUGAGACAAUUGAGACAUGGAUUGUGUAUGUGGGAUUAAGGCAGCCCUUCGCUCCUUUCUGAUUUAGGGAGGUUGGGUUAAAUGCGGAAGACACAUUUCAUUUGAAUGCAUUCAUUUGUACAACUGACUAGGUAUCCCCCUUUCCCAAUCAGAGGUUGAAUGGGCAAGACAAAAUAUUUUAAGUGCCUUUGAACGGGAUAGGGUAGUAGGGGCCAGGCACACUGGUUUGUGUGUCAAGAACUGCAAUGCUGCUGGGUUUUUCACCCUCAACAGUUUCCUGGGUGUAUCAAGAAUGGUCCACCACCCAAAGGACAUUCAGCCAAGCUGACACAACAGUGGGAAGCAUUCCAAUGGAACGCUUUCUACACCUUGUAGUACAUGCCCUGACGAAUUGAGGCCGUUCUGAGGGGAAAAGGGGGUGCAACUCAAUAUCAGGACGAUGUUCCUAAUGUUUAGUACACUCUGUGUAUGUUUACACUACAGAGACAUGGCUCAUAGAGACUUCGCUCACACAGUACACAGUGAUGGAGGACGUGGCCAUUGAGACUGGAGAGUGAUGAGCCAUAGAGGACAUCUUCUGGAAUUUACUGCUCUACCAAUGGAAGACAACUUUUUGAACUGUCAACGCAUGAUAUUUAGAGAUGUACUAAUACAGUUUUGGAAAUAUGAGCCAUAAAUGUCAUUUAUUCUUCCUUGAUUUGAGUUUCUUCCAUAUUUGAGAAGGUGUCCUCUCGAUUAUGCCAUUGGGUAUUUAACAGAAAUGAUGAUAAUAAAAUAUUUUUGGGAUAA
Salvelinus fontinalis (brook trout) is the source of this 2704-nucleotide messenger RNA. Its product is annotated as tyrosine-protein kinase SRK3-like. Gene Ontology annotation, biological process: protein phosphorylation; cell surface receptor protein tyrosine kinase signaling pathway; cell differentiation. The record is from RefSeq and is a predicted model, not a curated record. Lineage: Eukaryota; Metazoa; Chordata; Actinopteri; Salmoniformes; Salmonidae. The coding region runs from base 1 to 1482 and encodes 493 amino acids. The transcript has 8 exons. Gene Ontology annotation, cellular component: extrinsic component of cytoplasmic side of plasma membrane. Gene Ontology annotation, molecular function: ATP binding; non-membrane spanning protein tyrosine kinase activity; signaling receptor binding.